This is a messenger RNA of Atta colombica, 2486 nucleotides long. RefSeq names its product WW domain-binding protein 2 (gene Wbp2). Gene Ontology annotation, cellular component: nucleolus; nucleus. Gene Ontology annotation, biological process: positive regulation of DNA-templated transcription; maturation of SSU-rRNA from tricistronic rRNA transcript (SSU-rRNA, 5.8S rRNA, LSU-rRNA). The record is from RefSeq and is a predicted model, not a curated record. Gene Ontology annotation, molecular function: chromatin DNA binding; transcription coactivator activity; protein binding. The coding region runs from base 298 to 2319 and encodes 673 amino acids. The transcript is spliced from 10 exons. NCBI's taxonomy places the organism in Eukaryota, Metazoa, Arthropoda, Insecta, Hymenoptera, Formicidae.
UGGCCACGAUACUGAGAACAUUGUGGAACUAUUAGUUCACCAAUCAGAAAUAGCCGAAAAACAACAUGGCUAUUAUCAAUAAAUCGCCUUAAUACGCCACAUUAUUACACACUAUCUCAUUUAUUCGCCAUUUAUCAUCUGGAAGUGAUAUCGUAACAUCACUCUGAAUAAUCUCGUUUUCCAGCAGUUUCUAAGAGGAGAGUCUGGAAGAGACUCAAUCAUCGACAGAUAUCAACGACGUUUAUCAACGUUCGUUGCAGUUUUGUCAUUCAUCACAAACGUUAAUUCGAGGAGAAUAUGUCAUUGAAUACGGCACACACCAACGGCGGAGUUCUUCUUCAUUCUGGCGAGUGCAUCAUACUCUUCUGUGACAAUGUCAAUAUGGAAUUUCAUGGACAAGAACAACCAGAAUUUAUUGGAAAAAAGCAUGGCAGAUUGUACUUGACAACACAUAGAAUGAUCUUUAAUGCUAAAGAUCACAAAGAAAAAAUGCAGUCAUUUAGUUUUCCAUUUAUUACACUGAGCGAAGUAGGACUGGAACAGCCAGUUUUUGGUGCUAAUUAUAUAGGAGGCAAAUGCCGUGCUCAGCCAAAUGGUAAUUGGAUUGGAGAAUGCAAAUUUAAAUUGAGAUUCAAGAGUGGUGGCGCAGUGGAAUUUGCUCAAGCUUUGCUGAGAGCUGCUGCAAUGGCUCAACGCAAUGGUCCAGUAAAUGAUGCACCACCACCAUAUACGCCUCCAUUGUCUGAUUGGUAUCCGGCACAACCUUCAGCUUAUCAACCUCCUCCAACUGGAUACUAUGGAUGGAUGCCUCCAACUAAUGUAUUCCCAGAUGUUCCACCAGGAAAUACAGUCUUUAUGACAGACAGUCCGCCACCGUAUCCCGGAAUACAGCCUGGAUACGGAUACGCGAGCGGCCCACAACAUCAAGGCGCCGGAGCCGCAGUAGGACAACCAGGAGCUCCUCCCGGAUGGGCCAAUCCAAAUUACAAUAGUCAGCCGAUGUCCCAUGCAGGUGCGUAUCCUGGUGGUUAUGGACAACCACCUUAUAGCGAUGCAAAGGCUGCUGAAGCUGCGCAGAGCGCAUAUUAUGAUCCUAAUAGACCUCAAUGCGCUUAUGUUCCACCACCAGAAUAUUACAAUAAAAAUGAUAAAGCGUCGAUAGCAACACUAGCCAUUCAAGAUGAGGCUACAUCCAUCUCGAUACUUGUUGCAGAAGAAUUGCAAGUCGGCAUAUUGGUUACUACUCAAUCGGGUCAAGCACAAUUAUUCAAGUAUCAGCCAAAUGGUCAUACUAAACCAGUGAAACCAUCUCUUAACAUUGCGGUAGCGGCAGAUAUCAAUCAGAAGGAAACUGUUCAACAGAUUCCAAUUUUAGCAGGUCACUUAACUGAAGAUGAAAAGUUAUUACUGGCGUAUGGUAGUUAUUUUAACUUAACAUUCGAGAAAGUAAUGCCCGACUUUUCCGACAAAGUGCAAUGUUUAAUUAGAUCGGAAAGAUUAGAUACAAAAAAAUCAAAAGAAAGGAAAGAAGAGGCAAUUUCUAAAGUAAAACCUACUGCGAUCGAAGAAGAUGUUGAAUAUCUCGCACCAGGAAUACAAGUUUCAACACAAAAAAGAAAUAGAACUACUUCAGGCUCUCAAUUACUUUUAAAAGAUAGAUUGGAAAAUCUUAGUUUAAAUGCAGAUGCCAACACACCAGGGAGGACACCAACGAAAGGAGCCAAUAUGACGCAGUUAUUGAUGCAAGCAUUAAAUAGCAAAGAUAAAACUAUUUUAACAACAGUGUUAUUUACAAAAAAUGAAGCUGUAAUUCGUAAUACCAUUGCAAGAUUACCAGUGCAAGCAAUUAUACCGUUGCUUAAAGAAUUAACUAUUAUGUUGCAAGGCAAAACAUAUGCGAACAAAAUUGCAGUAAUGUGGUUGCAAACUUUAAUAAUGACUCAUGCAGCGCAUUUAAUGUCGCGACCAGAUAUCGCAGAGAUACUCAGCCCUAUUCUUAGUUUUAUUGAUGCAAAGUUAGCACUUUUAACAGCUAUACAAAGAUUAAAAGGCAGAGUUUCUCUUAUAACAGGACAAAUAUCUCAAGCUAAUGAGGAACACAACAAGGAUAUAACUGAGGAAAGUUUGCUUGUUUAUCAAGAUCCAGAUUCAUCGGAUGAAGGUGCCGAUAAAGAUGAUGUUGAUUUAAGCAGCGAAUCCGAUGACAAUUGGGAAGAGAUGUCCGAUCAAGAUGUUCAAGAUGAACAUGACGAAGAAGAUAACAAAAGCGUUAAAUUUGAUGACGAUGAUGUGGACGAUAACGAAUCUAUACACAGCUGAAAUCUAUCAAAUUGUAAAAAUUUUAAUUACUAUGGAGAUAUUCUUGAUGAAAGCCAGAUGGUGCUGUAAAAAGUAAUAUCUUUUUUUUAUGAGACAUUUAUUUUCACUAUUAUGUGAGGAUUUGGAUGAAAAUACAGCAUUCUUUAAUAAAGAAAUCAUGAAAGCUG